Molecule: messenger RNA, 1457 nt
Organism: Cuscuta europaea
Lineage: Eukaryota; Viridiplantae; Streptophyta; Magnoliopsida; Solanales; Convolvulaceae
Source: the annotation of a GenBank genome assembly
CUCACCAGUAUGGUGUCCUCUCUCAACAACGCUAUAUCAAUGAUCUAUUGCGUGGCACUAAUAUGCACCAAUCCGGAGGGGUCUCCACUCCACUCCCAACCUCGGCCAAACUUACUAUCGCAGCUGGAGCUCUCUUUUUGAGCCUCAAGAAUACUGUUCUGUAGUUGGGAGUCUUCAAUACUUAUCACUUACUCGGUCGUCUCUUUCUUAUGCUAUUAAACUAUGCGUAUGGACAGCCUCCUGCGUACGGCAAUCCAGGCCAGCAGCAACUCCAACAGCCACAGUCCGGUUGGGGACCAAUCAGCUUCAUCGGAUCUCCAUCUUUUGAGAAUAGUUUUGGUUCAGUCCCUCCAUCUGUUGUGUCUCAGAUGUGUCAUUCUUCAGGUCAUUCAGCUGUUGCAUGUCCCUCUCGUGUUGUUCAGGCUCAUGCCCCUGCCUUGGCUGUCUCUACAGGUGAAUCCACUCCAGCUGUCUGGUAUCCUGACUCGGGUGCUUCUGCUCACAUGACCUCAAAUGAAGGAUUUGGGGGAUUUACAUUUUUUCCUAGGUGUCCAAGCUGUUCGAACCUCCUCAGGUUUGUUCCUGUCUCAACAAAAAUAUGUGUCUGAUCUAUUAACUCGGUUUCAUCUUCACACCCUUAAACCUGUUCGUACUCCGCUACCUACUCGAACUAAGCUAUCUCUCACUGAUGGUGAUCUUCUCGCAGAUCCUACGGAGUACAGAAGUAUGGUAUCUUCAGGGAACUCCGGACCAUGGUUUGCUCCUGCAACCGAGCACUUCUUCUCCUAUUUUACAGGCGUAUUCAGAUGCAGACUGGGCUGGCUGUCCUGACAUUAGUAGAUCCACUUCAGGCUUUGCUAUUUUUCUAGGCCCUAAUUUAAUUUCAUGGAAAUCCAAGAAGCAACCAACCGUCUCUCGUUCUUCCACAGAAGCAGAAUACAGGGCUAUUGCUUACACAGUUCAAGACAUUCUCCACAUCCGGUCUAUAUUGUUUGAAUUAGGCGUACCUAUUUUCCAGCCUAUUUGGUUAUUGUGUGAUAAUAUUUCAGCCUCUUAUUUAUUCACAAAUCCUAUUCAGCAUGCUCGGAGCAAACACAUCAGCAUUGAUUAUUACUUUGUUCGUGAGAGAGUUUCACAUGGAGAUCUGGUUGUUCGCUAUGUUCCCACACAGUUCCAGCUUGCAGACAUUUUUACCAAAAGUUUAUUUCCGCAUCGCUUCAUUUUUCUUAGAGACAAUCUGUGCAUUAUUUCCCCUGCACAGCUUGAGGGGGUGUAAUAGAGUAAUUAAUAUUCAUUAAUUAGGUUUCCAUAUUUCUUAUGUUUCCUAAUGUACUCAGAACUCUAUUUAUUAUAUAUAUGACAUCUAGGCUUCCAAUUGGGUAAGUCAUUCCAUUAUUUUCACAUUUUUCUUCCUCAAACGAGGGAUUUCGACGAUCAGUCAUGGAAUCCAGAUGAAG